AUAUCAUCCCAUUUUUUCUCCUCUCCAUUCCCUAUAAGUGUUUGUGUCACCACACACAAGUAACGACCCCUCAAUUUGUCAAUAAACAAAUAAGAGGAGUUGUUAAUUAUCAAAGGAAGAAGAAGAAGAAGAAAAUUAUGAAAUUUCAAUUAUGAUUUGUGUUAGGGUUAAGAGAUUAUGAAGAUGAGAAUGGAAUUAGUUGAACGACGAGGACGACAACAACAACGACAAGAAGAAAAAGGAGCAUUUGAGAGGAAGAGUAGUAGGGAAAAAAGUACAAGAAGAAGGAUGACAAUUAGUAUUGUAGAAGAAGAAGAAGAAGAGAGCCCUAAGAUUGUGGAUCUAAGUGGCAUGUCAUUGGAUUUUAUUCCUGUAAAUCCUACUAUUAAUUUGGGAGCUAUAUCCAAAUUACAUAUUUCCAACAACAAUCUUCAGAGUAUACCAGAGUCUUUAACAGCAAGACUACUUAACUUGGUUGAGUUAGAUAUGCACUCAAAUCAGCUCAACUCCAUUCCUAACUCAAUAGGUUGCUUAUCAAAGCUCAAACUUCUCAACAUUUCUGGGAAUCUCCUUCUUUCGCUCCCUAAAACUAUCGAGAAUUGCAGAGCAUUGGAAGAGUUGAAUGCCAAUUUCAAUAUGCUUACUCAUUUACCGGACACGAUUGGAUUUGAGCUCAUAAAUCUGAAGAAGCUAUGCAUAAAUUCAAAUAAAAUAGCACAUCUUCCUUACUCCACCUCCCACUUGACUAACCUUCGCGUGUUAGAUGCUAGGCUAAACUGCCUUAGAUCACUCCCCGAUGAUCUUGAAAACCUAAUCAACCUUGAAAUCCUCAACGUUAGCCAAAAUUUUCAGUACCUAUCAAAGUUGCCCUAUUCAGUAGGUUUUCUCAUUUCUCUACACGAACUAGAUGUUAGUUACAACAAAAUUACUGAAUUACCAGAUUCCAUCGGAUGCUUGAAGAAGCUCCAAAAGCUAAGUGUUGAAGGCAACCGCCUUGUUUCUCCUCCACCGGAGGUAGUGGAGCAAGGGAUACGUGCAGUUAAGCAAUACUUGUGUGAAAAGAUCAACGGUAUGCAUGACAAGUCCCCUAAGAAGAAGUCAUGGUUUGGAAAGUUAGCAAGAUGUAGCACAUUUAGUGGUGCUAACAUACCAAGAGAUGACUUUGGUGUUCCAAACAAUCGCACUAUCGAUGCAAUUGCCUCACCAAGAUUUAUAGCCAUGCUUUCUCCUCGUCGUCUUCUAUCUCCAAAAACCUACUUCUCCAAAUAAAGAAAAAAUGCAACUUGCUUGGAGAUAUCAUAGUGUGUUAGCUCUUAGUUUGUUUUCUUUUACGUUUUGAAAUCGUGCAAAUGUGUGCUUAGAUCAAGUUGUACAUUAUGUCCUGUAGAAUUUGUUGUCUUUGAGAUUGUACAGAUCAUUUUCAUAGAUGAACAAUGCUCAUUAGAGGUAUGAAUUUACUCAAGCGUCACAGAGUGUUUAUAUCAAACCAAUAUUAAUAAUUACAUCGAAUCAAUUUACUAGUGUAA
Molecule: messenger RNA, 1526 nt
Organism: Solanum pennellii
Lineage: Eukaryota; Viridiplantae; Streptophyta; Magnoliopsida; Solanales; Solanaceae
Product: plant intracellular Ras-group-related LRR protein 6-like
Exons: 3
Coding region: 178-1269 (363 amino acids)
Molecular function (GO): protein binding
Source: RefSeq, a predicted model, not a curated record